AUGGUAACUCGUGGAGCUUCCUCUAAGAAGACCCCUGCUACUCAAUCCAGAAAGAUGCCCUCUCCGUCGCCCCCUCCAUCUGUGUCAACAACGCCUCCAUCUGCUCCAGCACUAGCGGCAUCUGUUGGGAAAACUCCCAAAUCCAAGGCGCUCAAGAAGGUGUUCUCCCUCUCUACUGAACACCCCAUGGUGUUUCCAGAUAUCACGGCUGAUAUUGUCAAUGUCGCACCACCAUCUGAAGUGGUGGUGCCCUCUCGAGCCAAGAACCUAUCUCCUUUUCCUAUUGAAUCGUCUCUGGCGGCUAGGGCAAAAUCCAAAUCUGUUUCAUCCUCUUCCAAAGUUGCUGCUGCUGGGUUACUCAAGCUUCCCAUGAAGCCGAGCCAGUCCAAGAAAAGCUCUGUGGUUCCCAAAAGGAAAUUGGGGUUGGACUCGUCUUCAUCUCCUUUGACUGCUGCCAAGAAAAGAUUGAAGGCUCAUCCCCCUUCUCCGUCUUCCUCUGAAUCUGAACCAGAGGAAGCGAAAUCUGAGUCUAAAGAAACCCAUGAUACCACUUUAUCUGAUGAAUCUGUUCCUGACAAUGCUAAAUCAGAGGCUGAGUCUGAUGAGCCAAAACAAGAAAACGUUGUUCCUACUGAACAAGAAGCCGAAUCUGACAUAGAGCUAGUUGCAACUCCAUUGUCAUCCAAGGCUAAAGGCAAGAGACCUAUUUCUGAUUCUAGACCAUCUCCAAGACUCUCAGGUGUUAAUUUCAAACCUCAUUCUUCUAGUUUUUGUUAUAAUGACAAUGCUCGUGAUAUGGUUCUCUAUGAUCAAAGGAAAUUUCUCAUCGAGAGAAAUUAUGUCUUGAGUGAUCAUCGUCCUUAUGGUGUGCUAACAAUGCUUCAAGAUCGAAAAUGGAUAGUGUAUUUUAAGGGCCAUUGGUUCUCUUUUUCUCCGCAAGAUAUUGCACAGGCCUUGCAUCUUCCUCUUGACGUUGAGGAUGAUGAUGAUCUUGCCUCUCUUGACACGGAUGAGGUCAUCACUGAAUUAGUAGGGCAAAAAAUGGUAUGGCCACCUAAUACAGUCAUCUCGAUCACCAAUCUCACCUACACUUAUGCUGUUCUCCAUAAGUUUGUCACCACGAAUUGGAAACCAACUUCUCACACCGCAUUUAUCUCAUUUGACAUGGCUUCUUUUUUGUACAAAGUGGAGACUGGACUGGGUAUAGACUUGGCUAUGUUUAUCUAUGAUCAAAUCAUUGGAUUUCAAAAAGGUAAUAGGAAAAACUUGAAUCUUCCUUUUCCUCAAGUUAUUUAUGAAGUGUUGAGUAUGCAGAAAAAAGAUCUCAAGCGAGCUCAAGAAGAUUUGGAGGCUCCCACUACUGCUGCUUCCUACAAAGCCUCUGCUCCAACUACUGAAGCCGCUGAUGCUCCAUCAACCAUGAAAGCCAGGCCUCAAUCUCUGAAGUUUGCCUCUAAUGACAUUCCUCCUGAAUCCUCAUCUGUUCCCACAAAUUCAGGAUCUGUUACCACAGAACUAGCUGCAGUUCGAGCCUCUGUUGAUUCUUUGGCUGCUCGAGUGAUGAUGAUUGAAGGACUGCAACGUUCUAUUUUAGAUGCUGUCCAAACUUUGUCCUAG
Humulus lupulus (European hop) is the source of this 1617-nucleotide messenger RNA. RefSeq lists its product as uncharacterized. The record is from RefSeq and is a predicted model, not a curated record. The coding region runs from base 1 to 1617 and encodes 538 amino acids. Lineage: Eukaryota; Viridiplantae; Streptophyta; Magnoliopsida; Rosales; Cannabaceae. The transcript is spliced from 2 exons.